UUGGUUUGAAAAUAGUCAGCCAUUUCGAUCAGACAUAAUUUGUAUAUGUGACAUGCAAUUAAUAUUUGCUUCCAAUUACUUGACAUAUUGAAAAAGUCGGUGCCUUUCAAAAUUGGUUGUCUCGAAGGCGCUGGGUGCCAAUGCAAGUAAUACAAAACAUCGAUUAUCUCUGGGAAGUAAUCCACGAAAAGUCUCCAGAAACAAUGUAAAUUCAAGAGUUUCGGCUAGAAAUAUUCAGUUCGACAAGAAUACCAUAACCUCGAUGAUUACAGAAGAGGAAGAAAUACCCUCACUCUCUAUGAACCAAUUGACAACACCAAUAAAUAAAAAAGUAGAAUCUGUCAAAUUGAGUUUGAGAACAAGAAGUUCGAAGAAACUGUCCACAGCUGGCGAUCUCAUAGAUUUAAAUUCUCCUAGAAAGUCUAUAUUGAAAAACACCCCUAGAAAGAGUGAAUUGGCUACAGAGGAUGACACCAGCGACCUUUUGGGAAAAACGGUAUCAUUUUCCAAUGUUAAAGUGAGGAAUUUGAAAAAUGAUAAGGGCAUUUUGUACUCUGAUGAAACAGAGUAUUUGAGAUUAUCUUCAUCAUCACUCACCAAUGAUGAUUCAUUGGUUUUUUCAUCAGAUACCGAAUCUUCAAAAAAAUCUGUAUCAAUGUUGUCUUUGAGAAAGAGUAUGGAAAAACCAUCUUCCAGCAGAUCUCGAUUGUCUUUGCAAAGGACAAGUCUGAAUUCAGUAGACAAACAAAGGAAGAGCAAUCAUGAAUUGAAAACAAGAAUAUUUUCAAGGAGAUCUCUACAUUCUCUGAAAGAAAAAUCAAAAGAUGUAUCCUCUAAUGAUGAACCUACCUUGGAUGACAUCAACAAAGGCAAUUCAAGUGAAGAUUCAUUUGAACUACAGUUAUCAAGUUCUUCUGAUCAGCAUUCCAUGACAGACGAAACGAAAAGUACCCUAAGUUCGUCAGUGAAAAUUUCAACUCCAAGGCAGAGGUGUUCCACAUCUGGUACAGCUGCAACGAAUAGUAAAGUCUAUGAAGAAAAUGAUGUUUCUCUAAUCGUCAACAUUGAUGAAACUAAUGAAUUAUCAGUAGGAGGAUUUUCUAUGAAGGAAAAUGACCCGAUGAUUGAUUUUACCGAGGAAGAUGGUUCUAAAGUUGAUGAAAUCCAUUUGUCUCCCAUUUUUCAAGGAUCAAGACAAUCAUCUUCUAGGAGAAGGAGUAGCAAUGCAAAUAUUCUCAAAGAGACAAAAGGUCAUGGUGACCAAUCUUCAGUGGGAAAAAGUCUUAAAUAUAAUGAAGAAGAUGAAGAGGAUAGAUUACUUGAUAUUUCUAAAGGUAAUGCAACUGACCAGUCAGAACUUGAAUCUUCACUUGCCGAUGAAGAACCACCCCCUUUAUCGAAACGAAGAUUAUCGGAUAGAAGAAGGCGCACUUUGGAACCAUGUAUAUUAUCUCGUAGAUCCGGUAAAAAUCGGAAGUCUUUACCAAAAGAAAUGUUCUCAUCUUUAAGAAAUAAAGAUUUGAAAAUGACGAAAUCUCCAUUGAAAAUAGCAAAUAGUAAUAACGAAUCAACUUCACCAUGUCACAAGGGUACAUCAGUCUCUAAUACAUCAACAGAGAAGAUUUAUCAAGCUACUGGUAAUAACAAAUCUGUAAGUCAACUUUUGAAAAAGUCGUUAUUGUCUGCAGAUGACAAAACGCCAGAAGAAAGCCGUAGAUGUUCGUUAAGAAACAGUAAUAAUUUUGUGGUUCAACACAUUGAAAAUGAAUCAAGAACCCCCUUAGUAAGAGGAAAAAAAUCUUUAGGAAAUCUUGAAGAACUGAUCCCCGACUCAAAAAAUGCAUCUGACUUAAAGAUAAGAUCUUCAUUAAAAGACAGAGAAUCUUCAGGUGAAGAUCUUGACGAAAUUUUGAAAAAUGAAACACGCCAGCAAGAGAAAGGAUCUAAUAAUAGUAUUCAAGUAAACCCCAGCUCUUCGUCAGAAAAAACUACAUCUAUAACAAGAAACAGAUCUUCAGGAAGAGGUAAAAGGUCAUUGGUUGGUGAUCUUAAUUCACCAGUAGAACCAGAGGUAAAUUCUUUGAGAAAAAGCAGGAAAUCAUCCAUAAGCAAUCUAACACUACGAAAUAGGUCUUCAGUAAAAGGUGAAAAAUCAUUGGUCGAUGAUCUUCAAAAAGAAGAGCUUGAUUCAAAGGACCAGUCCUGUGUGAAAUCUGAAUCUGAACUUAAUGAAGACUCUACCUUGACCAUGCGAACACCUGAGUUCACGAACCAAUAUGCCAGAUCAAGCAGGAAAUCAUCACUUGGCACCCUUCAAAAAAUUAAUUUACAGUCGGAAGGACAAACAUUCAAACAAAGCUCAACUUUGCCAAUUGAAGACAGAACAUCUGGUUCAAAUGAAACAAGUAGAAAUUCAUUAAUUGAGAGUACUCAUCAGGACUCAACUUUGAUAAUGAAUGAACUAAUGACAACAUCACGAAACAGAUCCUCGGUGACUGCCAGAAAAUCUUCGAUAAGUAAUCUUCAUACAGAUUCAACUUUUGUAAUGGAAGAUGAAACAGCUGAAGCAAAGAACAAUUUUUCUAGAAGAAGUGGGAAAUCUUCACUUGCUGGUAUCCAUCAUGAUAAAACUUUACCUUUAGAGGAACAAACAUUUGCUCCCAAAAACCAGUCUUUGAGAAAAUCUACAAAGUUGUCAAUGAACAAUCUUUCCAAAAACUUAACUUUGCCGUUGGGACUUCAGCAGAACCUGAUCAUAACAUUGGACAAUAAAACACCUGAGCUAACUAGAUCUUCAGUUGAAAUAAAAAAUUCUUCAAUCCGUCGUUUGUCUCAAGGUACCACUCCAUUGAAACAUGGAGUGUCUCUGCCUAUUCGGAGAUCAUCAAGAACACCUAAACCGAGUUUCAAAUACUCUAUGAGAAAUUCUUCCCAGUCUCCAGCAAAUCAAAGUAGCAAAUCUAUUGCUGGUCUAGAAACAAACAAACCUUCAGUGCAAAGUGUAGUUUCAGUUAGUGAUAAUGAUGAAUCAUUACAAGAAGAAACAGUUGAAAAAAGUACUUUAUUUACAGCUGAAAAGUCAAAAAGGAUUUCAGUCAGAUUAUCUCCUGUCGGUCAUCAUCCUCGAAGAUCUGUAAGAAGAAGCAGCAAUAUUGAGAAUUCUUACACAGUUUCUCUUGCUCAUUCUACUUUGAAUGAAAAUUUCCCUUCGUUUAUGCAGUAUGAUGAAUUCACCAUCGAAGAUAGUGGAGCAGAAACUCUAGAAUCCAAGAGAAAAGCUUCGUUUAGGAAAUAUGAACCUGAAGGAUUGACAGAUUGUGAUGAUUCGGAUAUGACUCAUGAAUCUAAGACUCCUGAAAUGAGUAGACGAUCAUCUAGAAGAAUUAACAAAUCUUCUGCUGAAGGCAUUGGAAAAUCACAAUUGUCUAUGACAUUAGAAACUCCUGAAAUGAAUCGGACUUCUUUAAUGGGAAGCAUCAAUACUAAAACAGAGGUGAUAUCAGUGAGUGAUUCUUUGGAAAGUACUCCUGAAAAUAAUACUUCCAUUGUUUAUAUUGACUCAUCAUUGGACGAGUCGCGCAAGCGGAGUCAUAUGAAAUUAUCAAAAACUAUCCAUUCUAAAAUUGAAGAAAGUGAUCUGUCAACGCCAAAAUCGGCUAUUAAAAGUCGAAGGGGCAAAUCUACACCAUACCAACCAGUAACAGAAGAUAUUACUCCCGUAUCUCCUUUGGACCCAACCGAAAGUGAAUCCGGUUUUAAAACUCCCUUGACUACUCCUGGAUUAUUUGAGAACAUUCGUAAAUCUGCAAUCAAAUCAAGAAGUCGAAUGCAAAAGUCAUCAAAAAGUUUAAUAGAGGAAUUGAACAAAGCCAAAUCUAACAAAAAGGCUACCAAGAGACCAAGGGAAUCCAAUGACAAUUCUGUUAGGCAACAUAAAAAAAGAAAACUAAUUAUAAAUGAAGAUGACAGUUUUGAGGCAUAUGAUGAUUCUUUUGAAUCUUUCCAGUCUGAUGAGGCACUUACUGACAUUUCUGCUUCAUUUGUAUCUCAAGACACACCUAGUCACUUGAGUAAUCUUACCGAUAAGCCUGUUAUAACUCAUCCUCGUACCAGGUCCUCAACAGGAGAAUGGAUAACGAAACGCCAGUCUGUUAGGAGGUCUCUUCCUAUAUCUGUUUCGACAGCCCAUACUAUUACUUCAGGUUCUGUCGAUGAGGAAGUAUUCGAAGAAAGUUUGGAUGCUUCAAGUGAAGAAGUUGAAAUAAUACUAGAGAGUCCAAAGAAUGAUAUCGAGAAUGUUUCUGGGAUUAGAAGACUUACGAAAAUACCAAAGGUUCAGAAUAGUCCUAAAGAUGAUUUAACGGAUGUAAGAGAAACGAAAACAUUAUUUAGCACACCGAAAGUGACGAAAUCACCUCGCAAUGAACUGGUUGACUUGAGAGGUGUCAAAAAACUUCUAACAACUCCAAAAGACAUGAAAUCUCCCAAAAAUGAUUUAACUAACAUUGUUGGAGUAAAAAAGCUUUUAGCUACUCCCAAGGAAAUAAAAUCUCCAAAAAAUGAUUUAACAAAUAUUGUUGGAGUGAAAAAGAUUUUAGCUACUCCCAAGGAAAUAAAAUCUCCUAAAAAUGAUUUAACCAACAUUGUUGGGGUGAAAAAGCUCUUAGCUACUCCUCGAGAAGUGAGACCACCCAAAAAUGACUUGACGAAUAUUGUAGGGGUCAAGAAACUUUUAGCCACCCCAAAAGAAAUGAAAUCUCCAGAAAAUGAUCUCACCAAUGUACCUAAUUUACGAAAAAUAAUGUCACCUAAGUUACAAAACAGCCCUAAAAAUGAUCUCAGCGAUUUGAGGGGUGUGAAGGUGCUAUUGAGUACACCUAAAGAGUCUAAAGAUCCUCAAAAUGAGUUGAGCUGUUUGGAAGGAGUAGCAGAUAUAUUUAAUAUUUCAGGAGUUCACAGAUUGAGCAACACUAGUGAUAUUGAGAACAACGAAGAUCUGUUCGAUAAACUGAUGGACAAACGACCUCCGAGAACCUACCGCGGAAAGAGCUUGUCACCAAACAAAACGAUCGAUUCCUAUGGAGCUAGAAGGAAGACAAUGGGCGACAAGAGUGUUACAAGUCCGAGAGUGGAAGACUGGGUUAAAGAUCAAGCUGUAAUAAGACUUGAAAGGUGGGAUAAUACGGAGUCUGAUGACAAAAUACCUGAAGCAGAAUUGAAGGACGUUGUUGAGGAGCCACCAACAAGAAGCAAGAAAAAGACGAGGGUUGAAGAAAUAAGAGAAGCCACAGACGUAGAUUCACCUCCUAGAAGAGGUGGAAGAAGAAAAGCUGCAUCAAGGACUCAAAAUAAAGCAGAAACUUCAGCACCAACAGUUUCUCCUCCGAAAAAAACCACUCGGGGUAGAUCAAAAAAAGUUAUGGAACAAGACCAGCAUGAUGAAACGGAAGAAGUGAAGGAAGUAGAAAAGUCCACAGAUUCUGAUAUGGAAGUAAUUGGUACUGAUUCUCCUAGAACGACCAGGGGUAGAAAGAAGACUGUUGUCCAUAAAGAAAAAUCCACCAAAGGAAAGAAAAAAACAGUGAACUUGAAGCUUGAAAGUAGAGAAAUUGAAGAAGUAGACAAACCUGGUAGAGUUAAUGAAAAUGAUGAAACAUCUGAAGAGCCUGUAAUAGCUUCAGUGGAAUCUCCUAAAACAACCACCAGAGGUAGAAGGAAGGUCGUAAAAUCUCCUGUUGUGGAAAGGACGACAAGAGGUAAAAGGAAGGUGAACGAUAAAAAAUCUGAAGAACUUGACGUGGAAACAAAUAAGUCAAAAUCUGCUAGUGGAAAAGAGAAAGUGAAUAUGGAUGAGCAGAAAUCCGAUAAUGUCACAGUACUUUCAGAUGAAUCUCUUAUAACAAGCAGAAGCAGGAGAAAUAUUCCGGAGGUUGCAGUUAUAGAAAAGGUUACUAGGGGAAAAAAAAAGUUGGUUGAGAUGUCUGAUGAUAUAUUGGAGAAAUCGGAGGAAAGUACUGUAACUUUAGAAUCACCAAAGGUACCAACAAGAGGAAGAAGGAAUGCGAAAAUUAUAGACAAGGAAAGUAUAAAAAAACCAACAAGAGGUAAAAGAAAAGUGGAAGCCAUUGAAUCUGAAACAUCGCAAAAUUCGAAAAAAAUCUUGAAGAGCAAAGAUGAAAAAGUGGACGAGAUUUCGUCGGAACAAUCUGAAGUUUCGAGCACGCGUUUCAAAAAACCAUAUCCAAAAGCAACAAAAGUUUCUGCAAUAGAAGAAGAAGAAAUUUCUUCUAAUCUAGUUGACAGCACUACAGGAGACAUAUCUCCUGUAUCUAGUGAAGAGUUGGAGAAAGAAAAUGUUUCUAAACCACUCAGGGGGAGAAAAACAAAGAAAAAUUCGGAAAAUGAAAAGCUGGAUGACAAACCAGUAUUGAAAAGAGCAAAGAGGGGGAGGAAGGUAUGUUCAGAUGACAGACUCAAUACAUUGGAGGCAAGAGAAGAUACAAAAGAAGCCGAGGAUGAAAAAGUGGUUAAAUCUAAAACGAGAAAAGCGGUACAGAAAAAAAACUCUGUUGAAGUACUCAAAGAAACUGGCGAAGAGAUCAACAACUCCAAACCUACACGAGGCACCAAAAACAAAAAUAAUGAGGAACUUCCAAGUACCACUACCAAAAAACAAACCAGGGGAAAGAAACAAGGUGAGGAUGAAGUUAUCGAACCAGUCAAACCAACGAGAAGUAGGAGGCGAAAAGAGAUCGAGGAAUACACAGAAGAAGAGCCAGCUAAAAAAACUACAAGAAAAAAUAACACAGAAGAAGAGGAUGCAUCAGUGGAUGCUACAAAGAGGUCAGGGCGUCUGGCCAAGAAUAAAUCAGUCUCAAAACUUGCAGCAGAGCAGGAAACUAGUUCACCGAAAACGAGAGCGACGAAGGGAAAUUUUAAUAAAUACGGAGCACAAUUUGAAGUUGAAAGCCCUGGGAAGGCAGUUGGUAAACGAAAUAGGGUCGUCCGUUUUGAAUAAAAUGCAUCAAGUGCUUUGUUUAAGAAAACUCUUUAUGAAUCGUACAAGUGAGUUUUUUUUUCAAAAAUACUUGCCAGUUUCGAGUUCUUACUUUUACUUUUUUGUACAAUUUUCUCUUUGAUUUAUAUACUUAUAUAUAUCAAGAUUUUAUAUUUACAUAUUUAUGGAUUCAUAGUUGUAUAGUUUAAAAAGUUUGAGAACAAUAAAGUUUCAUUUUUGAUGGUGAGGUUGAUAAAUUCCAUGUAAUGUUUCAAUUUUUUAGUGAAAAGUUGAACAAGAAACUAUUUCAGAAUAGUGUCUGGUCUCUUCUGGUCUGUAUCGGUGAUGGCAAGUUUACAGAAAUAUACCCAGAGUUAAAUAUUAGAUUACCUGUAUAGACGACAUUUCUUAAAGCAACUGAAACAAGAUAUAAAACCUUGAUGAUAUUGACACUAAGGAACAUUUGAAUGGAACAAUUUUUGCCCAGUUUUUACUCCUCAGGCUAUCAUCUUGAGCCUUGUACAAACUGCUAAAUAGGUUGUUGUCGAUGACACUCAGCUUUUAAUUGAUGUUGUUCAGUUUCUAUUCAUUAGUGUUGGACAAAAUGAUUGGCAUUAAAUUAAGAUAUCACAACCAAUAUGCAUGAAAAAUAGUUUUGGUAUACUCUGACCAUUAAAGUUAAAAUUCUUUGAUUUUUAAAUUGUAUUUGAUGAAAUUUAUAUUUGAAGGAUAUUUUUCACCCAAACAAUUUGCUAUUUUCAGGUUGGUACCACUUUUUUCUUACGAACCAUUUCCGGUUCAUGUUUCGACACCUAAAACUUCUUAUCUGUCGAAACACUUGUUAAAUAGCUGUAUUAGUAUCAAAAUGUUAUUUGUAAGAUCAGUGUAUAUUUUUUUUUGUUCGUUUUUCAAGGAUCAAACCAAUGUAUCUACCUUAAUUUGUAAAUAUUUUAUACAAAGUUAUAGUACAAUCUAAUUUUAGGACAAGUGCCAGACAAAUAGAAAAGGAAUGAAGAAGACUUCAUUUUUUCUGUUACAUUUUAUCACUAGAUUUUUAAAUUGAAUCUGAUGGUCUCUAAUUGCUUUCUCCUUUUUCAUCUCUGAGAUGAUUUUUUUGGCACAGUGUGUCGCAAUAUAUUUAAUAUAUUUUAGUACUACUGAAAAUGUAAUUUGAUUAAAAAGAAAUUA
Leptinotarsa decemlineata (Colorado potato beetle) is the source of this 8185-nucleotide messenger RNA. RefSeq lists its product as uncharacterized. The record is from RefSeq and is a predicted model, not a curated record. Lineage: Eukaryota; Metazoa; Arthropoda; Insecta; Coleoptera; Chrysomelidae. Gene Ontology annotation, cellular component: nucleus; chromosome. Gene Ontology annotation, molecular function: protein binding. Gene Ontology annotation, biological process: regulation of mitotic nuclear division; regulation of chromosome segregation.